AUGGUGAAGGUCGGAAUCAAUGGAUUUGGCCGUAUUGGGCGUCUGGUGACUAGGGCUGCAGUCAUCUCACAGAAAGUGGAGAUUGUGGCCAUUAAUGACCCCUUCCUUGAUGUCAACUACAUGGUUUAUCUGUUCCAAUAUGAUUCCACCCACGGCAGGUUCAAGGGCACUGUCAAGGCUGAGAAUGGAAAACUGGUGAUCAAUGGAAAAGCCAUUACCAUCUUCCAGGAGCGAGAUCCUACCAAUAUUAAGUGGGGAAAUGCUGGAGCUCUUUAUGUAGUAGAGUCCACUGGUGUCUUUACCACCAUGGAAAAGGCUGGGAUGCAUUUGAAGGGUGGAGCUAAACGGGUCAUCAUCUCUGCCCCUUCUGCUGAUGCCCCUAUGUUUGUGAUGGGAGUGAACCAUGAUAAAUACAAUAAUUCCCUUACGGUUGUCAGUAAUGCCUCUUGUACUACCAACUGCUUGGCCCCCCUGGCCAAGGUCAUUCAUGACAAGUUUGGCAUUGUGGAAGGACUCAUGACCACAGUCCAUUCCACUACGGCUACACAGAAGACAGUAGAUGGCCCCUCUGGCAAGCAGUGGCGAGAUGGACGUGGUGCUGGCCAGAACAUCAUCCCGGCUUCUACUGGUGCUGCUAAAGCUGUAGGCAAGGUAAUACCUGAGCUGAACGGGAAGCUCACAGGCAUGGCCUUCCGUGUUCCGACUCCUGAUGUAUCUGUUGUGGAUCUCACCUGCCGCCUAGAGAAACCUGCCAAAUAUGAUGAUAUCAAGAAAGCAAUCAAGGAGGCAGCAGAGGGACCCUUAAAGGGCAUCAUGGGGUAUACAGAGGACCAGGUCGUAUCUACUGACUUUGUCACUGACACCCACUCUUCUACCUUUGAUGCUGGUGCUGGUAUUGCCCUCAAUGACCAUUUUGUGAAGCUCAUUUCCUGGUAUGACAACGAGUACGGUUAUAGCAACCGUGUAGUAGACCUCAUGGCCUACAUGGCCACCAAGGAGUAA
Molecule: messenger RNA, 1002 nt
Organism: Trichosurus vulpecula (common brushtail)
Lineage: Eukaryota; Metazoa; Chordata; Mammalia; Diprotodontia; Phalangeridae
Product: glyceraldehyde-3-phosphate dehydrogenase-like
Exons: 1
Coding region: 1-1002 (333 amino acids)
Biological process (GO): glucose metabolic process
Molecular function (GO): NADP binding; NAD binding; oxidoreductase activity, acting on the aldehyde or oxo group of donors, NAD or NADP as acceptor
Source: RefSeq, a predicted model, not a curated record